Malus domestica (apple) is the source of this 1530-nucleotide messenger RNA. NCBI's taxonomy places the organism in Eukaryota, Viridiplantae, Streptophyta, Magnoliopsida, Rosales, Rosaceae. The record is from RefSeq and is a predicted model, not a curated record.
CAAUUAUUGCCACGGCAAUACUAUUCUCUCUCUCUCCAUUUCUCUCUUUUUCUCUCUCUUUUUCUCUCUCUGAGUUCGUGGUUCAAUUAAAGCUUGGUCUUUCAUAUCCAACUCCACCAUCAGUUUGUAAAGCUAGGGUUGCAUGGAGUUGUAAGAUUCUUAGCUACGUAUUGUACAUAUAUAUAUACAUACAUAUGAAUCCUUAGCAAAUCAUAAUUGGCACAUUUGAUCAUCUCAAAAGGUUGACAAGUAGCCUUGAUCAUUUGUUGCAAUCGGUUAUCUUUGCUGAGGUUUCUGGGGCUCCUAAACUCCCAUCAGGAUUUCUGGUUUCAUUGAAUUCAAGAAACUCGUACAAUCCUAUCAUGGGAGAAAUGGCUGGAUUCCAAUUGGGCGUUAUUGGUGCACUGUUUCUUUCAGUGGCAUCAUCUGUCUCUAUUGUUAUAUGCAACAAAGCUUUGAUGAGCAAUCUCGGCUUCCCUUUUGCAACAACACUUACCAGUUGGCAUCUGAUGGUAACAUUUGGCACCCUUCAUGCGGCACAACGUCUCAAAUUUUUCGAGAGUAAAUCAAUUGACAUGAAGACUGUCAUGCUCUUUGGUAUUCUAAAUGGUGUUUCCAUUGGGCUGCUGAACUUGAGCCUCGGAUUCAAUUCCAUUGGAUUCUACCAGAUGACCAAGCUUGCAAUUAUACCCUUUACUGUGUUACUGGAAACUCUUUUCCUUAAAAAACAAUUCAGCCAGAAGAUCAAGUUUUCUCUCUUCUUAUUAGUUGUUGGAGUUGGAAUUGCCUCAGUGACAGACCUCCAGCUCAAUUUUGUUGGAACUAUUCUCUCUCUUCUAGCCAUCGUGACAACCUGUGUUGGACAAAUUCUAACAAACACAAUACAGAAAAGGCUCAAUGUCUCCUCUACUCAGCUUCUCUACCAAUCAGCCCCUUUUCAAGCAGCUAUUCUUUUUGUAUCAGGCCCUGUGGUCGACCAGUUCCUCACCAAGCAAAAUGUCUUUGCCCACAAAUAUUCUUCCAUAGUUUUGGUAUUCAUCAUACUCUCAUGCCUAAUAGCUGUGUCUGUAAACUUCAGCACCUUCUUAGUAAUUGGCAAGACAUCACCUGUUACAUAUCAAGUGCUAGGCCACCUUAAGACAUGCCUUGUUCUAGGGUUCGGCUACACAUUACUUCAUGACCCUUUCACUGAGAGGAAUAUAAUUGGAAUUCUGGUUGCCAUUUUUGGGAUGGGAUUGUAUUCGUAUUUCUGUGCCCAGGAAAACAAGAAGAAACAAGCUGGUGGUGACCUCUCAUUGGGAUCUCAGAUCAAAGAUAAGGAUGGCACUCCACUUUUGAUCCAAGAUAAAGAUAGCCAUGAGGUUAAGAAAUUAACUAAGAACUCUCUUGUUUGAUUGAUAGGGUUUGUUUUUUUCAGAUCAUAUGGUUGCAUGUGUAUUAUUGCAAUCUGAGUUUUCAGUCUUUUCCACACAAGCUGUAAUUUGAUUUUUAUUCUUUUGAUUAAUAAAUUUACCCUUUACAUAUGUACAA